GUGCAGUGGCUUCAUGUAGCACUGGAGUUUGGAGCCAAGUCACAGGUUCUUAGAAUCACUAUAAAUAAGAUUAAGUGUAUUUCCCUCUUUUCUAAGGGACAGGGACAGGUAUUAGGAAAGGUUAAUAGAAAUGCACCAUUGACGUAAAGUUCACAGAUGUAUUGCUGGUCUUGAACAUUAGUCCAUUUGACAACGCCGGGGAGCUCAGCACAUCAGUAUGGCCAAGUAUAAACUUAUUAUGCUAAGACAUGGAGAGGGUGCUUGGAAUAAAGAGAAUCGCUUUUGUAGCUGGGUGGAUCAGAAACUUAACAGUGAAGGAAUGGAGGAAGCUCGGAACUGUGGGAAGCAACUCAAAGCACUAAACUUUGAGUUUGAUCUCGUCUUCACAUCUGUCCUUAACCGGUCCAUCCACACAGCUUGGCUGAUCCUGGAAGAGCUGGGGCAAGAAUGGGUUCCUGUGGAAAGCUCCUGGCGUCUAAAUGAGCGUCACUAUGGAGCCUUGAUCGGUCUCAAUCGGGAGAAAAUGGCUUUGAAUCAUGGUGAAGAACAAGUGAGACUCUGGAGAAGAAGCUACAGUGUGACCCCGCCUCCCAUUGAUGAGUCUCAUCCUUACUACCAUGAGAUUUACAACGACCGGAGGUAUAAAGUGUGUGAUGUACCCUUGGAUCAACUGCCUCGAUCUGAAAGCUUAAAGGAUGUUCUAGAGAGACUACUUCCCUAUUGGAAUGAAAGGAUUGCUCCUGAAGUGUUAAGAGGCAAAACCAUCCUGAUAUCUGCUCAUGGAAAUAGCAGUAGAGCACUCCUGAAACAUCUGGAAGGUAUCUCAGAUGAAGACAUUAUCAACAUUACUCUUCCUACUGGAGUCCCCAUUCUCCUGGAACUGGAUGAAAACCUGCAUGCUGUUGGGCCUCACCAGUUCCUGGGUGACCAAGAGGCUAUCCAAGCAGCCAUUAAGAAAGUAGAGGAUCAAGGAAAAGUGAAACGAGCUGGAAAAUAAAAUCUUUCCCAAGUGCGGGCCAGUAAUAGAUGCAAAAGGACUGGCGUGUAAUGGGUGCUGAUCUCUCUCUCUCUUUUUUCUUGAUUUUCUAGAUUUUUCCAGAGCUAGGCUGUGGGAACAGUUUGUAUAGGUAACUUAACUUGGCCCAGAGAAGGCUCUAGGAUGCUUGAGUGCUUAUGUCAUAAGCCUUAUGAGUUAUCUUUCCUGCUAGCUUUAUUUAAAUUAGUUUCCAAACUAGUAACCAGUGAGCUUUAAUCAAGGUCAUAAGUUUCUGAGAUGGGAGCCCAUCUCAGAAAUAACAGAGAUGAAGUUUAAGUAUCAUCAUUCAGAAAGUCAUUACUGAGUCACCACUGAGAAGCACUAUUCCAAUAAGUAAUUCAGUUUUAUAUUUAAUGAGACUUUUUGGAAUGAUAGUAAGAAAAAUUAGAUAAUAAAUAAGUAUUUAUUACUAGUCUUUUCCUCUAGGAAAAGGGAUGCUUUGAGAGUAAGACCAGAGACCCAUUAAAUGGGACAGUAACAUGUGGGUUCCCCCAAGAAAAACCCACAACCACCACCACAGUGACAGCAACAACAAUAAAACCCUUUAAAUUGUCUCUAAUUGAGAGACAUCCUUUGUUUGACGUUUAGUAGAAUUCCUCUUUGAUCACUAAGAUGAGCAGCGUAUAGAUAACUAUGGCUGCUUAUGUUCUCUUUUGUUUUUGUUUUUUGAACUUUGAUCUUUGGGUACUUGGUUUAAAAAUAAAGUUUUGUGACUGCAAAUGACA
This is a messenger RNA of Tupaia belangeri chinensis (Chinese tree shrew), 1761 nucleotides long. It is a transcript of the gene BPGM, whose product is annotated as bisphosphoglycerate mutase. Gene Ontology annotation, molecular function: intramolecular phosphotransferase activity. The record is from RefSeq and is a predicted model, not a curated record. Gene Ontology annotation, biological process: glycolytic process. Lineage: Eukaryota; Metazoa; Chordata; Mammalia; Scandentia; Tupaiidae. Bases 218 to 997 code for a protein of 259 amino acids. The transcript is spliced from 3 exons.